AUGUCUUUGCUCAAGCUGAAUAACGAGCUUAUACUAAGCGCCAUCAACUUGAUGUCUGCGACGUUAGCCACUGAGCUUAAGAUACAGUUGUGGAAAUGUUGUGAGGUAGAGGCAGAGGUAGAGUUAGAGGCAGAGGUAGAGGUAGAGGUAGAAGCAGAGGUAGAGGCAGAGGUAGAGUUAGAGGCAGAGGUAGAGGUAGAGUUAGAGGCAGAGGUAGAGGUAGAGGUAGAAGCAGAGGUAGAGGUAGAGAUAGAAGCAGAGGUAGAGGCAGAGGUAGAGGCAGAGGUAGAGGCAGAGGUAGAGGUAGAGGCAGAGGUAGAGGCAGAGGUAGAGGUAGAGGUAGAAGCAGAGGUAGAGGCAGAGGUAGAGUUAGAGGCAGAGGUAGAGGUAGAGGUAGAAGCAGAGGUAGAGGCAGAGGUAGAGGUAGAGGCAGAAGUAGAGGUAGAGGUAGAGGUAGAGGCAGAGGCAGAGGUAGAGGCAGAGGCAGAGGUAGAGGUAGAGGCAGAGGCAGAGGUAGAGGUAGAAGCAGAGGUAGAGGCAGAGGUAGAGUUAGAGGCAGAGGUAGAGGUAGAGGUAGAAGCAGAGGUAGAGGCAGAGGCAGAGGUAGAGGUAGAGGUAGAGGUAGAGGCAGAGGCAGAGGAAGAGGCAGAGGCAGAGGCAGAGGUACAGUAG
Biomphalaria glabrata is the source of this 672-nucleotide messenger RNA. RefSeq lists its product as uncharacterized. The transcript has 2 exons. The coding region runs from base 1 to 672 and encodes 223 amino acids. The record is from RefSeq and is a predicted model, not a curated record. Lineage: Eukaryota; Metazoa; Mollusca; Gastropoda; Planorbidae.